Molecule: messenger RNA, 1494 nt
Organism: Morus notabilis
Lineage: Eukaryota; Viridiplantae; Streptophyta; Magnoliopsida; Rosales; Moraceae
Product: vacuolar protein sorting-associated protein 55 homolog
Exons: 6
Coding region: 958-1299 (113 amino acids)
Biological process (GO): late endosome to vacuole transport via multivesicular body sorting pathway
Cellular component (GO): endosome
Source: RefSeq, a predicted model, not a curated record
UCCGCAGCCAGAAACAGAACCCGCAAAGAAAACUCGUCUUUUGCCUUGGCCAUUUCUCGGCUCCAAGUUUUCUUCUUUCUUUCCUUCUCAAUAAAAAAAAAAAAAAAAAAAAAAGUUUUCUUCUUUAUUUGCAAACGAUAAAACGUCCCUGAUCGCAACCGAAGCAAGGAACCUCUUACCGUUCGCAAUAAUGGCGAUGACCAUUGAAGGGUUUGACGCCGAUGCUGGCAGUUCGCUUGCUGUGCUUUCUGUUUGGUUCCGGGGAAAAUACGGAAGAAAGCAAAUUGCUUUGAAAUUUCUGCGGAAGAGGCAAUCUUUCAUUGGCACUUUGCACUUUAUCGGUUUUAUUUUUGUAAUUUUUUUUUUCUUCCCUGGAAGAAAUCAGAGGUUAGAAGAUUAGUUGGAAAAUUGGAAGUUUUAUGUGUUUGAGUUUGAGGCAGUCUUUUUCGCUUAAGUCUGCAUUAUCACAUUGAGAUCUUGUCAAUUCUGGCAAAUGUAAAACUAAAAUUUUAACAGAUGAUGAUAAUCCUCUGUGAAAAUAGUGCAAUUUUGAAAGUAGAAAGUUGAAUAUUAUCCAAAAUCAUAUUGUAAAUCCAGAAAUUUGAUUUUGGAAAUGGUUAUUUCAUGACUUUACAUGUUUAGCGGACUGAAAUUCUGUGCAUGGUUGAACAAAUAUAUGAUCUGGUGGCUUAAAGGUGGUAGUUUAUAGCUGAGUGAAGUAUAAAAAUGAUCAAUACUUAUCGUUGUUUAACUUCAUAUUUGUCCGAAGACUGAUCCUAUUCUUGUAGGUAGUUUUAAGCUUUCCAUUUUGCAUUUUCUUUUACGCCAUUUUAGCUUGUCUAUUAUUCACCCUUUGCUUAUGAUGCAUAGCACUAAUUGUGUUUGUUUUUCUGCGUUGCUGCCCUGGAAAAUUUCUAAUGGUUCUUGAUCAUUGCAGUUCUUGCUGGGCUUGCGUUUAUGUUUUCGUCUAGCAUCUUGCUACAGAUCCUGGCUUGUGCAUUAUACAACAAUUGGUGGCCAAUGUUAACAGCUCUCAUGUAUGUGCUGGUACCUAUGCCUUGCUUAUUCUUUGGUGGUGGGACCACUCAAUUUUUAACUAGCAGGGACAGCGGGGGGUGGAUCGGUGCUGCUAAAUUUUUGACUGGAGCGUCGAGUGUGGGGAGCAUAGCGAUUCCCAUCAUCCUUAGGCAUGCUCAUAUGAUUUCUACAGGAGCUAUGUUCAUUGAGUUUGUGUCGUUCAUCAUCUUUGUCUGCACUGUCUUGUGUUUCCACCACGCGAGUCUGGAAGAUGAUUGGUAACUAACAAGCAUCAAACGACCUAAGUUCUCGUACUUGGUUGGUUUACCAGGAAAAAGAACAAAGUUCCUAUACUGGUGAUCAUUGGGACUGAUUAUGGUAGAACACUUGCAAGCGCUAUAAUUUGCUUACUGGGCGAAGUGAGAAUUUCCUACGUUGUAAAGUAUUCCUUGUAUAUUACUUGAAUUUUCAGUUCGA